GCUUUAAAGCAGACCAAGCCGAGAGCGGCCUGGCCACAAUUUAUCGGGGACGACACCAUGGACCGUGUCCGACCGUAAUAACUCGGACUAAACCCCCCUUACAUUAAAACCCGGACUAAACAUCCGGACUCAAUUGGGACAGAACCGCGACCGAAACUGGAUUCCGCCUCGAGUGUCGGAGCUUUUGAACCGGAGGCGCUAUUAGCCGGGCCUUCCUUCCAAAAUGGCCGACACAGAGGUCUCCCUGUCCCCAGCUCUCCAACCACUCCACAUUAGCCCCUCCCACUCUGCUCCACCUCCUCCAGCAUCCUCCUCAUCUCCCACCACGUUCUCCUGCCCCUCCUCGCCCUCCAGCGCCUCCUCCUCCUCCUCGUCUUCGUCGUCAUCUUCCUGCUCUGAGAGCUCCUCAGACUGCCCCAAUCACCGCCACCACCAUCAUCAUCAUCAUCCCCGGCCCCAGCUGCAACUUCCCCCGCCCCCCCAUGGCGAGCAGCCGUCCUCCCCCAGCGCCAGCCCCCGCAGCUCCAGUCCGAGUGGGAGCAUCGGCAGCACCGGCAGCAUCGCCAGCAGCAGCGCCAGCGAGGGCAUCGGCAGCGGCGUGUCGAGCGGCGGUGAGCAGCGGGGCCCCAGUCCCCUGCUGGACGUCAUCUCGGAGGACGCCAUGGAGAUGGACCUGGGCGUCGACCCAGUGAUCGAUCCMGAGGUGGCGCUCAAGGCCUGCCAGGAAGUGCUUCUUAAAGUAAAAAUGCUGGACAAUAAGCAGCAACAAGAUGACCAAAAACAACAACAAAGCUACCCGGAUGUCCCGGAGCACUGUGGCCCACAGUGGCACAUCGACCCCGAGACGAGCUCCAUCAGAGAGGAAGACGAGAACGAGGACGAGAGGCAGAAGGACGUGGCUAAAACUCAGCAAGACCCCUCGUCUUUAGCCGGUUUGGAGUCGUCCUCGACGUCUAAACAGUCCUGGCUGCUGCGCCUCUUUGAGUCCAAGCUGUUUGAUGUCUCCAUGGCCAUUUCUUACCUGUACAAGUCGAAGGAGCCGGGGGUGCAGGCGUACAUCGGAAACCGCCUCUUCAGUUUCCCCGACAGCGAGGUGGACUUUUACCUGCCGCAGCUCCUGAACAUGUACGUGCACAUGGACACGGAGGUGGGGGACGCCAUCAGACCCUACCUGAUCCAUCGCUGCAAAUCGAGCAUCACCUUCUCUCUGCUGUCGGCCUGGCUGCUGGGCGCCUACUCCUCCGACAUGCACAUCUCCACGCAGCGUCACUCCAGAGGCACCAAACUGCGAAAGCUCAUCCUGUCGGACGAGUUCAAACCUCCGUGUCCUCCCGCCGAGGRGCCCCGAUCCGUUUCGGCGUCGGCCUCCGACAGCCCGCUGUCCUCGCCGCCCCACCGCCGCUGCCACCGCCGGCACAACAGCAACAACGUGGACCCCUCAGCCUCCGCGUUCGGCCCCGUCCCAGACGGCUCCGAUCAGGGGGAUGUGUUCGUGUCCCCGACCAGGAGAACCCAUCAGAGGUCCAAGUCGGACGCCACCAUGGUGAGCAGUGGGACCAGCACGGGCCUCAGACGGACGGGGAGUAACCCGAAGGUGGAGGCAGUCCACGAGGAGCCGGAGCGUCUUCGUCCUCAGAGGGAGUUUGUGAAGUCCCUGUUCGGGAUCGGGAAGCGUUUGGCCACGCUGCCGACCAAAGAGCAGAAGACUCAGCGGCUGAUCUCCGAGCUGUCGCUGCUCAAUCACAAGCUUCCCGCCCGUGUGUGGCUGCCCACCGCCGAUCACCAGCACCACGUCUGCAGAGUCCCCAACACGCAGGCGGUGGUCCUCAACUCCAAGGACAAGGCGCCGUACAUCAUCUAUGUGGAGGUUUUGGAGUGCGAGAGCUUCGAGACGUCUCCCGUUCCAGCCCGGAUCCCAGAGACCCGGAUCCGCACGGCCCGCUCCGCAGAGAACCUGGACUGCGGCUCGGCGGCUAACGGCGGCAGCAUGACGUCGGAGCACAGAGCGGGAAGUUUCUCCACCGUCCCAAACUACGACAACGACGACGAGGCCUGGGCCACCGACGACAUCGGGCAGCUGCAGGUGGAGGGGGAGGCUCAGACCAGCAGCAGUGACAACAUCAGUCAGUUUUCAGUGGACAGCAUCACGAGUCUGGAGAGCAAAGAGCCGGUGUUCAUCGCUGCUGGAGACAUCAGACGCCGCCUGUCAGAGAARCUCGCUCAGACGCCCACCACGUUCAAGAGGGACCCCGAGGACCCAUCAGCRGUUGCCCUCAAGGAACCCUGGGAGGAGAAAGUCAGGCGGAUCAGAGAAGCCUCUCCGUACGGUCACCUUCCCAACUGGAGGCUGCUGUCGGUCAUCGUGAAGUGUGGAGACGACCUGAGGCAGGAGCUGCUGGCCUAUCAGGUCCUCAAACAGCUGCAGUCCAUCUGGCAGCAGGAGAGGGUUCCUCUGUGGAUCAAACCUUACAAGAUCCUGGUGAUGUCCUCCGACAGCGGGAUGAUCGAGCCCGUCCUCAACGCCGUUUCUCUGCACCAGGUGAGGAAACAGAGUCAGCUGUCUCUGCUGGAUUAUUUCCUGCAAGAACACGGCAGCUUCACCACGGAGGCCUUCCUCACCGCUCAGAGGAACUUUGUCCAGAGCUGCGCCGGGUACAGUCUCAUCUGUUACCUGCUGCAGGUCAAGGACAGGUUCCCACCUGCCGUGCUUCAACGGCUCCAGCACCAUCCGUGGCCUGAAGGAGCGUUUCCACAUGUCCCUGACGGAGGAGCAGCUCCAGCUGCUGGUGGAGCAGCUGGUGGACGGGUCCAUGCGCUCCAUCACCACCAAACUCUACGACUCCUUCCAGUACGUCACCAACGGCAUCAUGUGACCCGUUUACACCGGGGAGGGACGCCCUCAGGCCAGGUUUUUCUUCAGUUCUCCCUCGUUCUGAUGGAAACCAGGAGAUCCACGUUGACUUCCUGGAUUUAAAUUUUGUGAUUCUUCUGGAAUCUGGGUCGGAUUUUUGUGUAGGAUCUUGGAAAGUACAGAAUCUGAAACUUUUCCAGAUCAACAAACACUAUGUAGAAAAAAAAGGCCAGAGACUUAAAAGACUGAGCUGCUGCCUGAGAUGGAUUUAUUUUAAACCUAAAGGACUUCUACUGGYCUCUACUCUGAACCAGCUCGUGAGCUUUUAGUUUGGUUUGCGGGUCAGGUCGAGGUUGCAUCGCCGCUUCUGAAAGGGUUUGAUCAAGCUGGGCAUCGUCAUUUCAUCGUGAAGGAAACCAUGCCAUCAUCUUUCUUCGUUAAGCUCCUGGGAUUGUCGCCACUUUUGACUUAAUUAGUCGCAUUGUGAAGAAAAAAAUUGCACAAAAACUGUAAAUGUGUUUUUGUGAAUUGGUGAAAUGAAAUUAAUUUUCUCAGUCUUAAGUGUUUAGAAGUUUUAGAAGAUGACAGAAAAGAAUAGCUACCAGAAACCACAGAAAAUGGAAAAAUCUUUAUAAAAAUGCUUUUCUGCUGCACGUUAUCCCAUGACAGCAGCUUGUUCCAGCUGAUGCUUGUUAGAUAAAAUUCACCAGCAGGACGUCUGGCUGUGGCGUCUCGACUGAUCCAGGAACUUUAUUCAUAUUUGUGGUUGUUCUUGAGCAACAGAAACACUAAAUGGUCAAAGCACAACAUGAACUAAGAUGAGACUUUUCUGGAUUUUUGAGAGAAACAAAACUAAUUUGAAAUUUUGUUUGAGAAUAGUUUUCUCAAUUGAACUUGAAUGCUUAAUGUUUAAGUGUUUUCACCAAACCGCUUUUGCAACUGCAAAAUCUGAGCUCAUAAAUAAAAGGAAGUGCAGCUUGACAACACAGAAUAUAACCACCAGAGGCUAAUGAUGAUAAAUUUUGGAUACAAACAUUAGCAUGCUAACAAAAUGUGCCAGUUUGAGCUUAAAACUCAAACUGUGACCAUAGACUGGGACAUAAUGUGUAAAAACUGUAGCAAAUGUAAUGUUGCAUUCUGCAUCCUGACCAGCAGAGGGCGACUCUGUUACCAGGGUUCCUGCAGAUCCUUAAAGUCCAAAAAUAAGGCCUUAAUUAGCCUUAAAAUGUCUAAAAUCAAUCAUUCAUAGGUCUUAAAAAUUUUACCACAUUUUAUGUAGGAUGACUAAUUCAUCUUAAAUAUUACAAUGAUUGGUAAAAUUUUUGUUUUUUAAAUAAUUGACCGAAUGCCUCUUACAGCUCGUUUUAUUUUAAAAUAAAUAUUUGGCUAAAACUGUUGCUAACUGGGGUUUUUUCCGUUUGUGUUCAUUGUGAAGUUGAUCUUAAAUUUCAUUUCAAGUGGCAUUAAUUAGGUCUUGAAAAGUCUUAAAUUUUACUUGCCUUAAGCUGCAGGAACCCUGGUUACAGACGUCUACAUGAAAUUAACUGUUCUUGAUCGUUUAUCUUUAAAAAUAUGAUUCUACGAUUCUAAUCGAUAGUUCCAAAAGAUAUUUAAUAGAGCAAAAUUUAAAUUUUUACAAAUAAAUUAUAAUGUUAAUUAGAAAGGAUGUCGUCCACAUUAUGAUGCUAACAAGUCUUAUGGUUUUAGUCACUAGGUUUUAAAAUGCGAGAACAGUGAGCUAUAGCUAAACUUAUCAACUAAAAGAAAUUUCAAAAUAAGAGUUUUGAGCUCUUUAGUCAUAUUUAUAAUUGGACACUAUUUUUCGCCUUUUAUAAACAAGAAUUUUAAUGAAUUUACUUGCUGUUUAAUAGUUUUCUGAUUACAAGUAUCUUCUGCCCCAUAAARGUUCAAAUAAUUUAGUGUUUUUGAUCAUUUAAAAACUUUCAUAAACAACGUGCUGCAGGUUUUGCAGAUGUGAUCACUGUCUGGUGGAUAAACUGCAACUUUUUAAUAUUUAUUUUUGCCUCAUUCAAGGUCCAAGUUUAAUUUCAGAAAAGGAUUUGUAAUUUAUUAUUCCUUCUCUAAUUUUCUGUCAAAACACUUGUGGUAAAAAUGCUAAUCUGACGCUAAUGCUAACAACACAAAUCUAAAACACAGACUACACAAAAACACGGCUAUGUUCACUUUAGGCAAAAAUGGUGACAGAGCUGCAUGGGAACGACUUAACGUCUAUAAGGAAGAAUCCGUUUGUUUUUAUCGCUCUAAAUGUGUUACAGUUGAACGAGCAUGUUGUAUUUGCAUAUUUAACGAACCGUAACGUGCUUCCUCCUGAUUGGUUAAGACACAUUCCUCUGACUGAUACCAGCCAAUCAGGAGAGGCGGUUCUGUGCAUCAGUUUCAGAAAAAAAGGGACUUUGAAAGUUCAGUUUUGAUCUGAUGGGGUUCCUGAACAUGUGAAAGUGUUUAUUUUUUUUCUAAUUGUCCACUAAAAUCUUGUAAUAUUGUUCUCGUACAGAUGUGUUGACAAGUGGACGCUUCUUGCUUCCAUUUUAAAACCACUCAAGGUGUUGGACUAACGUUGUAACUCUCGGCACUGGCUUUACUCCAAAGUCCUAAACGCAAGAAUUAACAAAGCGUUUUAGACCUAAAAAUAUAUUUCCUCAUGAGGGGAAGCACUUAGAAUAUUUUUCUUUACGUACUGUAUCCUGAGGUUGAAAAUCCGAUUAAACAGUCCAAGGCUGUUUGAUCAGUUUUGUUGUGAGGUUCCCGUCUUAAAGUGCAAACAGACGAGCCUUAAGGUGUGCUAAAUCGCAUCUCUGCAGCUUGCUAUUGCAACUAUAUUACUGUGUGCUAAUGAUUUGUAAUUGUAACCUUAAACCGUGCAACAAAAAUAGUGUUUAGUGCUGCUCGGAYCUUUAGCUCGUGCUUGUGAAAGAGGAUUACAGCAUAAUUAAAGUCAUCAGGUCAGACAUGUUUACAAACUAAAACAACUGAUAACUGAACAUCUGGUGCUGCUGCACGGCACCGCUGCAUUCAGGAGCUGAGCCUCGACACCAGCAGCUGUUUAUCCUCGUCCCCAAAUCAGUCUGGUUUAUUCUGAAGACGGUUUUUAUUUAUUGUGAACGAGUUACCGAACAAUAGGACAAUUCAAUCAGCCUAAAAAUUUUAAUUUUAGUGAGCAAACGGGCAUCCUAUGAUAGCUUUUAUCCAUACCUUCUAGCUUAGCAACAUGCUAAACUAGCUUCGGUUUCAUUUAAUUAAGUUAAAAUGUUGAUUAAAUUUAAAUUUGACUUUAAAAAUGAAGUUGAAUGUGAAAUAUUGGCUGAGGAAAUAGAUCUUCCAGCUGAUUCGAUGUUUAAUAUUAUUAGCAAUGAUUGGGCCGACUAAACAAACUUCUCUUUGUGUAAAUAUUACUCCUUUAUUUCUGAAUAUAUAUAUUGAAUAAAUUCUAGCUAGCCCAACAAAUCUAGCAGCUAAAUGACUGAAGUAAAGUGACAUUUUUGUGAUUUGCUAAUGUUUAUUUUGUCACAUUUAUCUUAAUUUUUUUGUAUUUGCUCCAUUUAAACCAUUUUGUUUUGUAAUUGAUGUGUUUUUUGCGCCAUGAGGAACAAUUUGCAAUUAUUUUACACUGAAUUGAGACGUUUGUGGAGUUGAAUAUAAAGCCAGUGUCUAGAGAACUGUUAGCCUGACAUCUUUGUCCACUUCAUUCUUUUUGAAUGUUUUAUAUUUUUUGUUUAGUUUUGACCACUAUUGAGGGACAAAAGCACAUAUUUGUUGUUGUGAAAGCAACAUCCUGUUACGUUUAUGCUAACCAUCAGCCUGCUACUUUAAACAUAGCUGUGACUAAAGUUUACCAGAUACGCAACUGAAAUAGCAAACAGUUUUUUUUGCUCUUUUUUUUUUUUUCUUAAACUGUAAAAUAAAAUGUUAUAGUAGUUAUGUUUGUUUGUUUCUGUAAGAAAAAUUGCUGCCUUGAGACGUACAGAAGGUACAAACUCUUAUCAAUGCAACCGGAGGGACGAUGGUGUUCGGACCUCAUAAGUGCUUUUUAUAUUUGAUAUUUGAAGACUUCGGGGGCGAGUUUUAAUAGUCGGAUGUCCUCCUCUUUGACGUUUACCACCACAUUAUUGUAAACAUUUGAGAAAUUGUUGAACUGUCAAAAGUAUCCCUUUAAAACAAAACUGUAAUAUAGUGAAAAUAGAAAAAAAAAGUGUUUUCUGACUAAAGUUUUGUUGCGGAAACGACCGUUCUGUUGAAACUCGCCCUGCGACUGAAAACCUUUCAUUGCCUUCUUUGUUCCUUUCAUCAGCUCUGAACAGUUUGACACUAUCAAUGUGAAAAACUUUAAUUAAGUGCAUUUAUUCUAAGGUUUGUGUUGUUUGAAAAGACUCCUUGUUGUUGUCAACUUCAUUUGGAAGUAAAAAUUUGUCACUAAACACUUUUUUGGGGUAAAAUUUUAUCAAGGUAUUUUGACUGAAGUCUGACAAAAAGGCACAUUUCAUUCCAAAAUGCUAACUAAAGCCAAGUGCAAAAUGAACUUUUUAUGUAAAAAAAA
Molecule: messenger RNA, 7406 nt
Organism: Austrofundulus limnaeus
Lineage: Eukaryota; Metazoa; Chordata; Actinopteri; Cyprinodontiformes; Rivulidae
Product: phosphatidylinositol 4-kinase beta
Biological process (GO): phosphatidylinositol phosphate biosynthetic process; phosphatidylinositol-mediated signaling
Cellular component (GO): cytoplasm; membrane
Molecular function (GO): 1-phosphatidylinositol 4-kinase activity
Source: RefSeq, a predicted model, not a curated record